AUGGGCGCCAUGGGCGGUACAGGCACAGAGCCGCCCCGAACGUUUCGCACUUCUCUCCUCCGUUCCACCUCAGCCCUUCUAUCCGACGGUGGCCCUGAAGAUCCCACCCUUUGCUUAGACAGGCCAAAGUUGACGAUGAGCGGGGAUACCGACGCCGAACCUCCGUUUCGGCUGCCCAACGGAUCGUCUUCCUCGAUGAGAAUUCAUACAGAAAAAUGCAUUCUAAAAUUAGGAACACAAGAAUGGGUGGGAGAAAUUUGAUAACUCUCUGUGACAGUAAUUUUAGCUUAUUGUAUGUAAUAAUUUAAUUAAAUGCAUAUCACAUAAGAGUUUCAAUUUAACAGAAAUGUAC
Molecule: messenger RNA, 352 nt
Organism: Acanthoscelides obtectus
Lineage: Eukaryota; Metazoa; Arthropoda; Insecta; Coleoptera; Chrysomelidae
Source: the annotation of a GenBank genome assembly